Messenger RNA from Gossypium raimondii (Peruvian cotton), 2403 nucleotides. Its product is annotated as probable glycosyltransferase At5g03795. Gene Ontology annotation, molecular function: glycosyltransferase activity. Lineage: Eukaryota; Viridiplantae; Streptophyta; Magnoliopsida; Malvales; Malvaceae. The transcript is spliced from 4 exons. The record is from RefSeq and is a predicted model, not a curated record. The coding region runs from base 392 to 2131 and encodes 579 amino acids.
UGGAAAGAGAGGCAGAGGAUGUGAGAACGGAGCAGGAAGCACGCCUAGCAAAGGCGCGUGAAGGGGGGAAUUAAAUAGAGAUUCGGUGAUUGGAGAGGGGUGGAAUUGGAAAUAAAAAUUUUGCAUGUCGGAACUGGAAUAAAGAGGGGGGAAAACUGAGGACGCUUGGCAUGAAUUAUGAAGCUUUGUGUCACCCCUUUUAUUUCCACCUGGUUCCUUUCUUUAUCAGACAUCCCCUCAAUUUUCCCAUUUAAUGAAAAACAACAAAACCCUCUUUAAUCAAUACCAAAGUAAGGGACUUCAGACAUAGAGAGAUGAAGAUUUUGAUUACAAAGCAAAGCAAAGUACAGAUUUUAGAUAGAUAGUGAGAUUCCCUUGAACAAACUGAGAGAUGGGUAGGGAUGGGAAUAAAAGUUGCUUUGCAUGUUGCUUUUCAACACCCACAACUUCUUCUUCUUCUUCUUCUUCUUCAUCGGCAAUCAAGCUUUUGUUCUUUAUAGUUCCCUUGAUUCUGGUAUCAUUCAUUGUGUUUGUUUUAGUACCAAGAAACUCAACUUGGGCUUUGAUUUAUAGCCUCCCUCCUUCUACCUCUGCGGUGGCGGCGGCGGCAAAUAGCAGCGAGAAGCUCGGUGCAGCUGUGUAUGCUGAAAGCAGCCAACAAGUAUUGGAUUUGCCUUCCAGGGUGGUCAAGACGGUGGAUGUUGGAGGCAGCUCGGGAGAAGCGACACUGUCUGACUCAGAUGAGGUUGCUGUUAAUCGCUCAGCUUCACCCCAACUCUCUGCUGUUGAAGCAGUCACCAAAUUUCAAGAAUUAAACGAAACAAAGGAGUAUAGUAGCUUAAACACCUCAAUUACCGACUCAGAUAACUUAAACAUUACCAUUAAUGGGACCCCAAAUAAUGCUACAACAUCCUCGAAUGAAACCAUAGCUCUUCCCUUAAAGCACAACAGACAAGUUCGAACCAAAUUGGACAAGGUUGAAGCUGGUCUACAAAGAGCUCGAUCGGCCAUAAGAGAAGCUAAAAAUGGGAGUCAAUUACGGGAUCCUGACUAUGUCCCAGUAGGUCCUAUGUACUGGGAUGCAAAGGCCUUUCACAGGAGCUACCUGGAAAUGGAGAAACAAUUCAAGGUGUUUGUUUACAAAGAAGGGGAACCUCCUGUGUUUCAUGACGGUCCCUGCAAGAGCAUAUAUUCCAUGGAAGGAAAUUUCAUUUAUAAGUUGGAUGUUGAUACCAAAUUUCAAACUAAAGAUCCCCAGAAAGCUCAUGUCUUUUACCUUCCAUUCAGUGUAGCAAAGAUGGUCCGAUUCGUUUAUUCACGGGACUCGCGUGAUUUUAGUCCCAUACGAAGGACAGUGGUGGACUACAUCAAUCUUGUUGCUCAGAAAUACCCUUACUGGAAUCGGAGCCACGGCACGGAUCAUUUCAUGCUCGCAUGUCAUGAUUGGGGGCCAGAAGCUAGCUUCUCACUUCCUUACCUAGAAAAGAACUCCAUUCGAGCUCUAUGCAACGCCAACACUUCUGAAAGAUUCAACCCCGUCAAGGAUGUUUCGAUUCCAGAAAUCAAUCUUAUAACUGAUAAAUUAACCGGUUUGAUGGGUGGACCAUCAGCUUCUCGGCGUCAAAUCUUGGCCUUCUUUGCAGGAGGGGUUCAUGGUCCGAUAAGACCGGUCUUACUCGAGCAUUGGGAAGACAAGGAUGAAGACAUUAAGGUACAUAAAUACCUACCAAGAGGUGUCAAUUACUACGAUAUGAUGAGAAAUAGCAAGUAUUGCAUUUGUCCAAGCGGUUACGAAGUUGCAAGCCCGAGGAUUGUGGAGGCGUUGUACAAUGGAUGUGUUCCAGUGCUCAUAUCUAAAAGUUACGUGGCACCAUUUAGCGAUGUUCUACGAUGGAAGUCGUUUUCGGUGACGGUGUCAGUGGAUGACAUCCCGAAACUGAAGGAAAUAUUAAUGAAUAUAUCGACAAGGCAAUACAUAAGAAUGCAGAGGAGAGUGUUGCAAGUCAGAAGGCAUUUCGAGUUCAAUUCUCCGCCUAAGCGAUACGAUGUGUUUCACAUGAUCCUACACUCGGUUUGGCUUAGAAGACUCAACGUUAGGAUCACCGAUGACCAUGGAGUCGUGGCUAAUUGAUGGCUGGAUUUUCAAGUAAUAAAUAGUUUCGACCAGAUUAAUUAAAAAAAUUUGGUGUACAUGUGUUUUUAUGUCUUCUGUUUGUUGGGAAACAUAGUAAGUUAUGCGUAGACAGAGACGAAAAUGACUCCAAAAUUGAGGCAUCAUGAAUUGUUUGUUUCGAGGGAGUUAUUUUGUUAAUUGAUUUAGGCCUAGCUCUUUUUAUGUUGUUGCGGAUGUACGAGAUAUAAAUUAAUGAUACUUGAUAAUAAUAUUUAAGUAAUUUCAUGGUA